GUAGUACGUCGCGUUGAUCCCGGCAGUAAGAUCAAGGACGUCCAAUCCUACGAUCGUCUCCUCACAGUGAACGGCAACAGCGUCAAAGCCGCUGGCCUGGUGAAGAUGAUUGCUGACAACCGACACCUGGAGCUGCGCUUCCAGCGACCCGUUCUCAAGGAAAUCAAACUGGAAAAGAAGGGCAAGACCGUUGGAUUCAAGGUCGACACUUCCUUGAAUACCUACGGACUUGUGAUCGAGGACUUGACCGAAGGUGCUGCCCUGGACUUGCCUGCAGGAACCUUCAAGCCCAUGGACCGCGUGAUAGCGGUGGAUGGGCCUCGCAGCAUGCUGCUGCUGCUGCUGCUGCUGCUGUUCCAUCAGUGCCCUGUGGAACUGCCGUUUGCAUGGUGGCAGUCCCGCAUAUUCAUGGACCUUGCGACCAAACAAAACAGAUCCUGCGUUCUCAUAACGGGCACAUACAGUCGGGUGCAGGGUUUAGAUAUGUUAUGAAGAAAAUACGCCAUGAGCUUAUGCCUAGAAGACCAACAACAAACAACAUGUGAAGAUAACUCCAUGCAUGGACGGCCACCAUUAUAGCAGAGCAAUGCUGACAGCAAAUUGCACAGCAUGGCAUUCCUUGGAGUACAUAUUUUUCCUGGAGAUUCUUGGCACGACAGCUACUAAACAUUUGCUGCGAGCUUCAUUGCGUGGCUCAAAGUGUAGAUGCUCACUGGUUGUUCACCUUUGGACUUUUCAUUGGUUUGCAUCCUAUGCACUUGUUCGGUUGAGGCAAAGAAGCUCCUCCAAGCCAAUUGUUGGAGAUGAUCAAAGCCAGUGAUGCUCCCACGCUGAGAGUGUGCUCCUACUCUGACUGAUCCGAAGAAUCCAGAUUGGGAUGAUUUUUACAGCCGACACUGGCCAUUUGGCCCGACCGAGGGCUCAGAACAGACCUGGCAAAUGAAUGAGGCACUGACA
Durusdinium trenchii is the source of this 957-nucleotide messenger RNA. NCBI's taxonomy places the organism in Eukaryota, Dinophyceae, Suessiales, Symbiodiniaceae. The record is from the annotation of a GenBank genome assembly.